This is a messenger RNA of Empidonax traillii (willow flycatcher), 1837 nucleotides long. RefSeq names its product 5'-nucleotidase domain containing 1 (gene NT5DC1). The coding region runs from base 499 to 1710 and encodes 403 amino acids. The transcript has 7 exons. Lineage: Eukaryota; Metazoa; Chordata; Aves; Passeriformes; Tyrannidae. Gene Ontology annotation, molecular function: 5'-nucleotidase activity. The record is from RefSeq and is a predicted model, not a curated record.
UAAUCAGAGGAAUAGAGACCAUUGGAUUCUGAAUUGGGCAGCUGGAGCCAUACUUGGUCGUUCUCCAUGAGAUCAAUGACAGCACUGCCAGAAGCUUGGUCCAGGUAUCCUUUCUGGUACUCAUCGUAUGUGUACAUGAUGGGGGAACCAUUUUUGUAGAGUGCAACCCAAACAUUUGUUCCCUUUGCGUGUACGUGGUAGGAGAAAUAGUACAGUCCAGGGGUUCUGCAGGUGAAGAUUCCUGUUCUGGGGUCAUAGUGUUGCUGCCUAUUGUACAAGAUUUUAUCAAAUUUGAUAGGGACUGUUGCUGCAGGGUAAGCUUUUGAGAGGAUGACACUGAAAGCAGACACCGGCAUCCCAGUAAGAGCUUGGUUUACUCCUCCCUUUAUGAAAGAUAUUCCUGAUAGCUCCCGAGACUCUCCUGCUUUAACAUAGCCUUCAGGCAUCUGUGGGAUUACAGCUUGGCCAGGGGGACCAGGAGGCCCGGGGGGGCCUGGCAUGCCAGGCUCGCCAGUGCUGCCUUUAGGCCCAGGGGGUCCAGGUGGUCCCAUGGGUCCGCUUAAGCCUUUCGUGGAAAUACCUGCUGGGCCUGGCAGUCCUGGUGCUCCCGGCUCACCCUUUGCACCCUGGGCUCCUGGCAGACCAGGGGGGCCAAUGGGGCCUCUGAUCCCAGGUAUUCCUGACGGCCCUCUGGGGCCUGGCUCUCCAUUGAUCCCUGGCACUCCCUUGGCUCCUUGUGGACCCAUUGGACCAGGCAAUCCAGGUAGCCCGGCAUGGCCGGUGUCACCUUUUGGACCUGGGAGACCUGGGUGUCCCUUAGGACCAGCAAGACCCUGCUCACCUGGAUAUCCUGGUUUUCCCUCUGCUCCUGAAGACUGUGGGACAUAUUUCCCAGAAGUGAAAAAUCAUCCAGACAAAUAUUUACAGAGAUGUCCAGAGUCUGUAAAAAAGUGGCUGAAACAACUGAAAAAUGCUGGGAAGAUUCUGCUAUUAAUUACGAGUUCUCACAGCGACUAUUGUAGGCUCCUCUGUGAACAUGUUCUUGGGAAUGAUUUCGAAGAUUAUUUUGACAUUUUGAUCACAAAUGCUUUGAAACCUGGUUUCUUCUCCCAUACACCAAACCAAAGACCUUUCCGAACUCUUGAGAAUGACGAGGAGCAGGAGGCUCUGCCGUCACUGGACAAGCCCGGCUGGUAUUCUCAAGGUAAUGCUACCCAGCUCUUUGAUCUGCUGAAGAAGAUAACUGGCAAGCUGGACCCCAAGGUUGUUUAUUUUGGUGACAGCAUGCACUCAGAUAUUUUCCCAGCUCGUCACUAUAGCAACUGGGAAACUGUCUUCAUCCUAGAGGAGCUUCUAGGGGACAAGGUUACAGUGCCUGCAAAGGCUGAAUCUGAGCCCUUGGAGAAGAAAGGAAAAUAUGAGGGAGAUCAGCUCAAAGCUCCUUACUUUGUAUCUAAACAGUGGGGCUCUUUCUUCAUGGACAGAGUACCAGGCCUGGAAAACGCAGAGGAAACCUUAGUUCGCACGUGGUCCUGUAAAUGUAUUAGCACUUACAGUACUAUUGCAAUCCCUAGCCUUGAAGCAAUAGCAGAUUUACCGCUGGAUUAUAGAUUUACACGAUUUUCCUCAAAUAGCUCUGCAACUGCCGGGUACUACCCAAGCCCUCCAAGAGCACUGCUGCCAAAUGAGGAGUCAGUGACUGUGAAAUAGGUUUUUGGCUUUUUCCUUAAAUAACCCUAUGGCCCUUACUUAAACUGCUAUCAAAUGCUAAUUGGUGAAAAUGCUGUGUGAUGCUUCAUAAAAUAGAGUGAUGGAUUAAAGCAGAUUCCUGUGUAGA